Molecule: messenger RNA, 1086 nt
Organism: Salvelinus namaycush (lake trout)
Lineage: Eukaryota; Metazoa; Chordata; Actinopteri; Salmoniformes; Salmonidae
Product: cytosolic 5'-nucleotidase 1A-like
Exons: 6
Coding region: 1-1086 (361 amino acids)
Biological process (GO): nucleotide metabolic process; adenosine metabolic process
Cellular component (GO): cytosol; cytoplasm
Molecular function (GO): 5'-nucleotidase activity; magnesium ion binding; nucleotide binding
Source: RefSeq, a predicted model, not a curated record
AUGGCUGAAAUCAAAACUACCGAUCCAACAGCCACGGAGGCUGGAGAGGAAAAGGACUGGACAGCAGCAAAAGCCUUUUUUGACAGUUUAAAAACAAACAAACCUAGACCUCCCAAACCCCAAUAUGCCGUUACUAUCGCCGUCUCCUCUCGCUCCCUGUUCAACAUGGUUGCAGAGGGGAAGAUCUACAAAGAAGAUGGGGUCGAGAAGUAUGUGACCUAUCAACAGGAGCACGACAAUGAGCCGCUCAUGCCAGGGGUGGCGUUUCCUUUAGUGAAGGCUCUGAUGAAUGUGAACGCACGGCUGAGGCGGCUCUACCCCGACAGCGACGAGUUGUUUGACGUCAUACUGAUGACGAAUAACCACGCCCAGGUCGGGGUGCGCCUCAUCAACAGCAUCAACCACUACGAUUUAACCAUUGAAAGAUUCUGUAUGACGGGAGGGGAAAGCCCCAUUGGCUAUCUGAAGGCCUACAUGACCAACCUGUACCUCUCAAAGGAUGGAGAGAAAGUCAUAGAGGCCAUUGAGGAGGGCAUUGCAGCAGCGACCAUGUUUGCGUCCGAAGAUGUGGAGAACCAGCUUUCCGACACACAGCUGAAAGUUGCCUUUGACGGGGACGCCGUCCUCUUCUCUGAGUCGGAGAUCAUCGUGAAACAACACGGCCUGGACACGUCCUUUGAGCAUGAGAAGGAGUUUGAGAACAAACCUCUUGCACAGGGCCCCUUAAAGUGUUUCCUGGAGGCGCUGGGGAUGCUCCAGAGGAAGUUCUACGCCAAGAACGAGCGUAUGACCUGCCCCAUUCGUACUUACCUAGUCACAUCCCGCAGUGCAGCCAGCUCAGGGGUCCGCGUCCUCAAGACACUCAGGAGCUGGGGCCUGGAGAUCGAUGAGGCCCUGUUCCUAGCCGGAGCACCUAAAGGGCCCCUCCUACAGAAGAUCCAGCCUCACAUCUUCUUUGAUGACCAGAUGUUCCACAUUGAAGGUGCCAAGGAGCUGGGGACUAUCGCUGCACACGUGCCUUAUGGGAUUGGACAGAAGUACAACAAGGGAAUAUUUAUUGAGCAGCCUGCCAAAGACAUGAUGUAG